Messenger RNA from Eucalyptus grandis, 1879 nucleotides. RefSeq names its product UPF0481 protein At3g47200. Lineage: Eukaryota; Viridiplantae; Streptophyta; Magnoliopsida; Myrtales; Myrtaceae. The record is from RefSeq and is a predicted model, not a curated record. Bases 508 to 1839 code for a protein of 443 amino acids. The transcript is spliced from 2 exons.
UGAGAAACACACCUCAAAGGAUGGGGCCCACGAGAAGAAAAAGAAAAAGAAAAAGAAGGUCAUCGUGAGAUAAAGGCCAGAAAGGGAGAAAGAGCACUUCGCCCAAUGAAUAGAGAGGAGGAGGAGCAGAAGAAGGGGCAAGAGGAGGAAGAGGAGCAGAAGAAGAAAGGAGGAGGAGCGACUCCAAAUCCUCGCCUUAGACGCCUCGCCAAGCCAAAUUUACUUUAAUUCGCAAUGUUUGGGUUCCCAAGUUAGCAGCUAUCGAUAGUAAAAUAGUGCUAUUGAUCAAGACUUUUGGGAGUUGGAUUUUGGGUAUGGUUUAAGGCUGUGUCCUUCAAUAGGAAAGAUGGCCAUGACAUUCUCCUAUUCUUGUAGGAUUUUGAGGUGUGACAGCAUGUCCCUCACAUUUUUCAUGGAUACACUACAAUUCUGAUAUCCUCUCCAUUCUCUAUCUAGAUAUUGAAAUUCCAGCAAGAAUUCACGUUGAUUUUACAAUUUAACUUGCCCAUGGCCAACGAUGGAGGAGGUCAUCAAGUAGCCACCCAACGUGAGAUCGAGCUCAUGAGGCAGCAGUUAUUACCUUCCAUGUCAAAAGAUAUUGAGGCAGUAUUGAAAUUGUUGAAUGAAUCAGCAGGUGAAAGUAGUUGUAGCAUCUUCAGAGUCCCUCAGGCACUCGUCGGAGGAAUUGCCGAGGCAUGCCUGCCUCGCAUCGUCUCUAUUGGCCCGUACCACCAUGGAGAAUCGCUGCAAAUGUUUCAGGUGCACAAGUGGAGAUACCUCCACACUAUGCUGGAAAGAACUCAACCGCACGGUAUCCGCCUCGAAAACCUCAUUGAUGUCGUGGCACCGAAAGAGAAAAUUAUCCGCCAGUGCUACUCGGAGAGCAUUGAGAAUUUCAAUGGACCUGAUCUUGUGAAAAUGAUGGUUCUCGAUGGAUGCUUCAUCAUUGAAUUCCUCCGUCAAAUUGCAGGAUAUGUACCGCCCGACAGAAUCCUAUUAAUCAAUUCCAAUUCAUUCGUGUUACUUUCUCUUGGACGGGACCUUUUACGACUUGAGAACCAGAUCCCGUACUUUGUUCUCGAGGAUUUGUUUGAAAUGACGAAUGUUUCAGGAAGAACCUCGUCUUUGGACAAUCUUGCCUUUCGUUUCUUUAGCUGCUUCCUAGAAGGACCUGCUAUUGUCAGGGAAAGACCAAAAGGAGUGCAUCUACUCGAUUUAUUUCGUCUGAGUUUAAUACCCACAGAUCAACAAGAUAAUGCAGUAGACGAGAGUUCAUCUUAUCAAAUGAUCAAAUCUGCUUCCGAGUUCCGUCGAUUGGGAAUCGGAUUCAAGCGAAGUGAAGCCAGCACCUUUCUGGAGAUCAUAUUUGACAGUAGACACAGAACCAUUGGAAUUCCAAAAAUAAAAAUAGAUCAUGAUCUCAAUUGCAUCCUCCCCAAUAUGGUUGCUUUUGAACAGUGUCGUGGCCAAGUGGACGGGCACAUAACUGCCUAUGCCAUGUUCAUGGGAUGCCUCAUUCACACGGCCAAUGAUGUACAACUUUUACGCAACCAUAAAGUCAUCUCGAAUCACGGCAUGAGCAAUGAGGAUGUUGCACGCUUCUUCGGUGACCUCUGCAAGGAUGUUUAUUUCGAUGUUAAGGGGAGUUAUCUAGCGUCGCAUUUUGCAAUUUUAAAUGAGUAUCUUAAGUAUGAACGGGCUUAUUUUUGCUGUGCACAGCUCCUAAAUGCUUUUCAUGACAACCCAUGGUCAGCUCUUUCAGGUCUAGCUGUUGUAGUGACACUUGUAGGCCUGAUUCAAACAGUGUACACUGUGCUGCAGUACUAUCACCCAAAUUAGCAGCAAGCAUCUAGAAACUGCAUCUCCAUAUUGAUUUCAU